This is a messenger RNA of Pseudophryne corroboree (corroboree frog), 1354 nucleotides long. RefSeq names its product tectorin beta (gene TECTB). NCBI's taxonomy places the organism in Eukaryota, Metazoa, Chordata, Amphibia, Anura, Myobatrachidae. Gene Ontology annotation, cellular component: cell surface. The coding region runs from base 127 to 1116 and encodes 329 amino acids. The record is from RefSeq and is a predicted model, not a curated record. Gene Ontology annotation, molecular function: extracellular matrix structural constituent. The transcript has 10 exons.
GGACAAAAAAACAAGGGAUGGAAUCAUUGAAAUUUAAAAUCCUUCACCUCUGAGACUCUAGAAGCCCCUCAUCAUUGUGUGGAGUUCCCUUGAUAAAAUAUUUAUUUUUAAAGAUACCUGGAAGAAAUGGUGCUUUUUACACUGAAUUUGUUAGCCAUUUGGAUUGCAAGCUCUGCAGGAAAAUGCAUUCCCAAUAAAGCAGAUGUGGUUAUUGUCCACUGUUAUCCCAGAUCUAUUGUGGCUAAAAUUCCUGAGUGUCCUUAUGGCUGGGAGAUUAACCAGUUGGCUUUAGGAGGGGUCUGUUAUAAUGGGGUUAUUGAAUCCGGCUAUUACCAAUUCACUAUUCCUGAUUUAUCUCCAAGGAAUAAGUCAUACUGUGCGACACAGUCUGAUUUCAAGAAUCCAAUCUACCAUUUUUACAACUCAAUAGUGUCCAACGACAGCACCCUUAUCGUUAAAAGCCAGCCGGUGAAUUAUUCUUUCACCUGCACUUACCAGUCCAACUACCUGGUUAGCCAUGCCGCCUUUGACCAAAGAGUAGCCACAGUACACGUGAAGAAUGGGAGCUCAGGAUCAUUUGAAAGUCAACUCUCUCUCAAUUUCUACUCUAACGCAAAGUUCUCUAGCCAAAAGGAGGCUCCAUUUGUGGUGGAGACGUCGGACAUCGGGUCGGAUGUAUUUGCUGGAGUAGAAGCUAAAGGACUAAGCAGCAGGUUCAAGGUGGUGCUGAACUAUUGCUGGGCAACGCCGUCCCCGGAUUACGCCUAUCACAUCCAGUGGCAGCUAAUCAGUAAAGGGUGCGCGUCGGAUGACACGGUUCUGGUGCACGAGAACGGGAAGAACAGCCGGGCUACAUUUCAGUUUAACGCCUUCCGUUUUCAGAACGUCCCAAAGUUAUCCAAAGUCUGGCUGCACUGCGAGACCUACCUGUGCGACAGCGAGAAGUUCUCCUGCCCCGUCAUAUGUGGGAAACGAAAGCAACAAAAAGAACAGACGGGCGGCGUCCUGGUGGCGGAAUUUGUUGUCCGCAGUUCUGGAUCCCUGAGGCUUCCCGAUCUUGCAGUUGUGGUGUACCACCUGCUCCUGACUGUGGGGGUCUGCAGGAUGCUCUCCUAAGACUCAACAACCUCAGAGGAACCCCGUCAGACACAUGGACAUGAAUGGUCCACUCUAUUACAAUCAUGAACCUGCCCUCAGGAAAGUGGCUUCUUCAGAUGUGCCUCAGACCAGAUUUCAUGGCACCGUUCCUGUACACAGCCUGAGACUGGAACAUGUUCUAGACCAAACAUUAUCUAUGAGACGGAACCUUCAGAUCCUUAUUAUGUUCUGAGUCUUCUCCUAUCUCUUUCACAAU